GGGAACAUGUUUCCCUGACUCCGCUAUUUUUAAGAGCUCUCUCUUGAAAGCAUCCAGAGAACUGUGGUCUAUUGUGUCGGAUGGAACUGCAGAUGCCGGUUAACACUGGAGAUAAGGCACAAAAUGCCGGAGUAACUGAGCACAUCAGACUGAAGAAGGGACUCGACCCGAAACCUUCUUUCACCCAUUUCCUUCUCUCCAGAGAUGCUGCCCGUCCUGCUUAGUUACGCCAGGACUUUGUGCCUCUCUGGGGUUUGGCUGGUUUGUGCCAGGAGUUGGCAGGGAGGAGGGUGGUGAAGGGUUAAGGAAGUAAAGCGUGUUCGUUUGGACUCAGCACGUCACUGUUUUGUGUACAGGGAGAAGGGAGAGCGGCAGAACUUGCCACUGAAGCUGCCUCUCCUCAACCUGCCAUCUACCUGAGCAGCGAGCACCAACACAGGUGCUGGACGAUAUCUCGCCUCCUCGCCCUUGGCUGGAGUCAUGGCGCACAACAGCUUCCCCUUCAUCCACGCCAUCUUGCGUCAGCGUUUCAGGAAGGACCGGGCCAAGACGCUGUCUCACGGCGACCCGGCCUUCAAGGUGCACUUUGCCGGGACGGAGCAGGUCUGGUCGCUGCAGGCGGAGCAGGCUAGCGAGGCGGUGGGGCGCCUGGCGGGGGAGGACGGGGACGGGGACGGGGCGUGCCGGGACCACGUGCUGGUGGUGCGCCCUCGCUACCUGGAGGUGAAGGAGAUGUCCAGUGGGCGGCAGCUGACCAAGACCUACCUCCACGACAUCGCCUACUGCGCCGCCGAUCCCCGCCGGCCCCGGGUCUUCCUCUACAUCUGCCGCAGCCGGCGCCAGCUGCACUGCCGGGUCUUCCGCUGCAGCAGCCCCGACAAGGCCCAGGCCAUCACUGCCUGCCUGGCUGGCGUCUUCCAGGUGGCCUUCAACCAGUGGCGAGACGCCUACGGCCAGGGGUCCCCGACUCCCGCACUGCCAGAGGGACCCGACACAUCCCUGCACCAAGGAGGUCCGGAGGAGGAGGGGGGUCCAGAGGAAGAGGGGGACAGUGCGAUCAGCGAGGAGGUGCUGGACCGAAGGAUGCACAGGGAGUUUGUCCACCGAGCCGCCUCCUUCCGCUCCCCUCACCGUCUGGACAGUGAGCUGCGGGCGCCCGAGACGGGGGUCCCCCGGGAGCGGACUCACCUCGAACCACGCCCUUCCUCCUGAAUCUCCCCCCCCCUCCCCUCCGCUCCGAGAGACCACUGGAUGUCUGAAACAAACAACAGGACUUGGAGAGAGUUUAAUUAUCAUUUGUACCGACGCGGAAAAUGAUGACAAGCCCGUCAACGCCACGCCCUUUCGUUUAUUCAUUUUCCUUUUAGAGAUACAGCGCGGAAACAGGCCCCA
Leucoraja erinaceus (little skate) is the source of this 1392-nucleotide messenger RNA. Its product is annotated as low density lipoprotein receptor adapter protein 1-A. The record is from RefSeq and is a predicted model, not a curated record. The coding region runs from base 481 to 1212 and encodes 243 amino acids. NCBI's taxonomy places the organism in Eukaryota, Metazoa, Chordata, Chondrichthyes, Rajiformes, Rajidae. The transcript is spliced from 3 exons.